This is a messenger RNA of Orcinus orca (killer whale), 3623 nucleotides long. RefSeq names its product dishevelled binding antagonist of beta catenin 2 (gene DACT2). The transcript has 3 exons. Bases 1003 to 3111 code for a protein of 702 amino acids. The record is from RefSeq and is a predicted model, not a curated record. NCBI's taxonomy places the organism in Eukaryota, Metazoa, Chordata, Mammalia, Artiodactyla, Delphinidae. Gene Ontology annotation, biological process: negative regulation of nodal signaling pathway. Gene Ontology annotation, cellular component: cytoplasm.
GGCUCCGCGCCAGGCAACAGGCGCGCGUGUGGGGCGCCCUGGCCGUGCAGACCCCGCCCGGGCCCGCCGCCCCCCGCGGGCCCCGCGCACACGAGCUGCGGCUGGAGGCGGCGCUGGCGGCGCUGCAGGAGCAGCUGACUUCAGGACGUCGGCCUGAAAACCCACUUGGACCAGCUGGACCAGCAGAUCAGCGAGCUGCAGCUGGACGUGCGCAGAACCUCCAGCGAGGCCCCGGACAGCGACAGCAGGCCCAGCUCGGGUAUGGCGUCCACUCGGGCCCUGGACCACCUGUCCCUCACCCCAGGGCGCGGCACUGCCCGGCAGGGCUGACAGGGUGAACCCGCCUCUGUGCUCAGGCCACCGGAGGGUCAGGAGCUGUAUGCGCGCCUGGAAGAGCACGUUAUUGGAGAAUACUGAAGACGAAAUACUUUUAAUACUUUUAUUUAAAUGCGCUUGGGAAAACGGGGAGAGAGAGGGAGAGAGUGGGUGUGUACAUACUCGUUGUUUAAUUGGAAAAAUAUUGCUUUUGAUGGAAAAACCCCAUGAGCUUCUCGCCUGUCUCUGGCUAAGACAGAUUCUGUUUAUGUUGAACCAGCAUGGAGAUUGUAAAUAAUAACUUUUAUGUGACAGCAAAAGUAUUUUUUUAAGUCUACAGUCUAAAAUCAGUACAGUCUCCUCUCCUGCGGCCCUGUGCACCCUCCUUUCGAGGUCACGUAGCGAUGGUUAGGGUCGUUCUGACCUUCAUGGUCCUGGGCACAUGGGCUUUCUCUCCAGAUUCCAGGCUCAGACAGCAGCUCAGACGGCAAACCCAGGAGACCAGCGUCUUCCCAAGUACAGUGUUCUCUGCCGUGUCUUUCUCUUCUUUUCAGUUUGCAAAAUCCUGUCACAGUCUGGGUUGUCAAUCAUGUAGCAGGGCCGGGCCGGGGGACCGCCCCAAACGCUGCCCCUUCUCUGGUGGCUGCCUCAGAUGAGCUUGGCGGGCACGAGGAGGGGCGGGGGAGGAUGCCAGCCUCCCUCUUCCGGGGCUGGAAGCCGGAGGUCACACGGGGGGACGUGAGCCACUCGCCCAGGAGAGGGAUGAGCAGGUGGUGGGCAACAGGAGACACUGGUGGGGAGGCGUCCUCGGCAUUCUGGCCCCGGGCACCUCCCCGGCCCGGGCCCCUCCCCGCCCCCGGGCCUGCUUCCCUGAGACCCCCAGCCCCUCAGCGCGGGCCCCCCAGACCACACCGACAGCCUCUGCGCCCCUGUGCAGGCUUCUACGAGCUGAGCGACGGCGGGUCCUGUUCCCUGUCCACCUCCUGCACGUCUGUGUGCAGCGACUGCGUGUCCUUCUCUCUGGGCGCUGUGCUGCCUGCCACCCCGAAGGCCAGGCCCAGCGCGGGGGACUGCCGGCCCCGGUCAGCAGAUGAGACCACGGUGUGUGGGGUCCCCCUGACUGCGUGGGAACCCCAGGCCAGUGAGGGGGGCACCGGCCAGCUGCUGCAAGGCGAGUCCCGGCCCCGCCCAGUGUCCACAGGUGACCUUGAAAGAGCCCUGCCGGCUGCAGUGGGGCUCCAGAAAGCCAGGGCACACCCCAAGGCCACUUCCUUCCUCUGCCGCGGCAUGGACCCCAAGUACCAGUGUGACCUGGUGUCCAAGGGGGGCAGGGAGGUGUACCCGUACCCCAGCCCCCUGCACGCCGUGGCUUUGCAGAGCCCCCUCUUUACUCUGACCAAGGAGACCGCGCCGAGCGAUGGCCACUCGCCCCCCAGUCAGCCCCUCCCUGGCGCCACAGGUCCGAGCCCCAUUCGGACUGGACUGGGCCUCGAGGCUGGCCCAGCCAGCGCCUACAUAGAGAGGCUGCUGCGACUGCAGGGCCGAGGGCCCCCUGCGAGGGGCAGUGUGGUUGAGCGUGGACCCCCAGGACGGGAGGCGUCCCUAUCUCCGCAGGGGCUCGGGGUCCGGGGGGCGGACAGUGAAGGUGGCCUGGAGAAGCCGGUGUGCGCCCCGGGGAGAGCGGAGGUGGGAGGGGAGGCCCAGAGCGGGGCCGCCCGUGGGGACAGCCUCGAGCAGCCGGGGCCUGUGCCCCUUGUACGCACCCUGCACCCCAGCAGCCGUCCAGAGGAGGGCCCCAGACCCUCGCGCGGCUGCGUGCACCGGGAGGCCCGUCCAGGCUCCCCAUGGCUGGGCUGUGGCCAGGCCCCUGCUCCCUGCUUGCAGGGUCAGCAGCCAGCUCUCCACGGCUGGACGGGCAGAGGCAGGUCGCCGGGCGGGGGGGCGGGUGGGGAGGGCCCCCCUCCCGCCCCUGGACACUGUGUCCGCCCGCACUUUGCUGCCAGAGGAGCUCUCCCUGUGGGGCCCCCCAAGGCCAAGCCUGUGAAGAUCAAGAGGGGGGCCAGCGACAAGGUGCUGAAGCUUGGGGGGCCGCAGCUUCAGUGGGGCGCCCUCGGGGGCCCCCGGCCACCCCCUGAGUCGGGAGGUGGUCUCAGGAGGCCCCCCCUGGCCAGGGCGGCGCCCGGCCGGUCCUGCUCUGAGUCCAGCCUCUACCCCGUGUCUGUCUUCGUCCCCCUGCUGGUGGCCCGACCAGAGGGUCACCAGGUGUCAGCUCAGGCCUUGUUCCCCUUGGAAGCAGCCCCGCUGGUGGCAAGCGGAGGGGAGGCCCGGAGGAAGCAGCGCAGGUGGCAGUCCUCCGUAGAGAUCUCAGCCCGGGCCCGCCCGGACCCCAGCCUGGGGCCCCAUAGGCCGGCGGCCCGGAGAGGGGGUGGCCCGCGGCCCGUGUGCGCCAGACCCAGGCCCAGGCUGCCGCGCCAGGAUGCCCGAGCCCGGAGCGGGUCGGACGGCUCGGAGCACUCGGCCGAGUGCGCGUCCCUCUUGCGCUCCACCGUCGCGGAGAGCAGCGGGGACGAGGCCAGCGACCACACGGCCAACCGCUUCGGGGACGCAGAGUCCAGUGGCAGCACCUCGGAGGGCAGCGGCCAGGGCGGGGGACGCUCCAGCCAGCGGGCCCCGGCCAGCUCCAGGCCCCCUCUGCCGCCGGUGCCCAGGCUGUGCCGCGUCAAGGCCUCCAAGGCCCUGAAGAAGAGGCUCCGCAGGUUCCAGCCGGCUGCUCUGAAGGUCAUGACCAUGGUGUGAGGUCGCUGGGCGACAGCAGGGCCUGUCCGGGCCCGGGAGCCACAGACACAAAGGGACCUUUCGUGGCUGAGGACGGGUCCAGCCUCGCACGGUGUUAGACGUGCAGGUCUGUGUCAUCUGGACACUUUGCUUUCUCCCCGAAGCUGCCCUUCAAAAGGAGUCCCCGCAGAGGAGAUGAUGGGCCCGUCCCUGGUGCAUCGCCCCCCAGGUUAGGCUGUGACUCUGGGCACGUCACCCCACCUUGGCCCCAGUGGAGACCUUCACCCAGAACUCUGGGACUGCAGAUUCGUCGGGGCGCUGGCCUCCCAGCUGCCUGUGCCGUGAGCCCCGUGCUUGCUUCCCUCCAUCCUGUUCCACUUGGGCUGGGCGCUCGGUGUACCCCAGCCUGUUGAACAGUUUCCCCCCAAAAGCGUUCCCUUUAAGGAAUGGUUGCAGGACUGCGCAGUGGAAACUGGGUUGGACUCUGAAUCCAGGUCAAACCCUCAACAUGAAUAAACAGCCGAUUAUGCCUU